Molecule: messenger RNA, 1747 nt
Organism: Anopheles nili
Lineage: Eukaryota; Metazoa; Arthropoda; Insecta; Diptera; Culicidae
Gene: pasi2
Exons: 2
Coding region: 559-1347 (262 amino acids)
Source: RefSeq, a predicted model, not a curated record
GCGCUGUUAGUUGCGUGUGCUCGGGAGCGCGUUUUGUCGUUCAAAUUCCUUUUUUUCCCCCUUUAGCGAGGCGUUAUGUGUCACGCUUGACGGUGCCCGUGGUUAUUGUUUAAGCCCGCACCGUGCAUCGCUUUUUGAUUUCAUUCAGUUCGAUCCGAUUCCAACGCAACGUCUCGGCAGCGUGCGUGGAGUCACAAACGUGCAUUCGAUUCGCGUAGAGAGAAGUGCGCGCGCGCGCGUGCGAGUGAUUGUGAUUUGCGUACGAGCAGAGUGAGUAAGCGUGCGGUUAGCUGGUGACGUGCUAGUUGGUGCACCGUUUUAGUGACCGUUGCUAGCGGCAACGGGUGAUUCAUAAUUGUGACAUUUGCUUCAACGGACACCACCGGGACGGGGAACUAGAGCUUCUGCGAACGUCCAGAAAAUCGAUACCGACCAAACCCUCGCCUGUGUUGCGGGAAAGCGAACGACGCCAUCAGCAACGACGCCGUAGAGCACUGCAGUCGCUCGAAGAAAGGAGGUUACAUUUAAGUCGCACCUCAUCAACAUCGAACCGCCAUCAUGAAUUACGGACGCAAAACGCCCUCGACGUAUCGAUCGACUCCGUCGGUGUACUCGCACAUCACCAGCCGAUCGCAGUCUAACCUGCAUUCGCAGCGAUCACGCUCGAUGAAGUCCGUCAUGAUACCCUGGUACCAGAAGCCGAUCUUACACAACAACAAGUACCUGGACAUUCAGCGCGGUGCGUUCAUCAUGGGCCUGUUCUCGAUCUUUGUGGCGAUCUUCACGAUCGGUACGGCCGUCUUCGACAUCUACUGUCUGGCGUUAGCAGCUCCAGGAUCUUCGCACUACGGUUACUACAUCAUAUCGUACGAGUUCGUGUACGUCGGCAACGUGCACGUGCGCAAUGGGUUGAUGGUAGCCGCACUGUUCUCGCUGAUAGGUGGCCUGGUGGUGCUGGUAACGAGCAUAAUGUUGGUGCACGCUCUACGCAAAGAGUACGAAUCAAAGAUAGUACCUUGGUUGUGGUCAUUUGCCAUCUUCACGCUGUUCCGCCUGUUGGCGUUCCUGUUCUUCUCGAUCGUUAACGACCUGAUCUUCGCGUACAACAUCCUGAUCACGCUGAUCUGGAGCGUGAUCGUCGUGGCGUCCAUCUACGGUUGGCUGAUGGUGUACUCGCUCUAUCUCGAACUGGCCGACCUGACGAAGCUGGAGGAUCUGGCUCACCUGCGAAUGGGUACGAUGCAGUCGUUAAACGCCUCGGUAGCGCACUCUUUGGCCGGAUCGCGGCCUACGACACCACACAGUACCGUCUCGACCAUGCCGGUCGGUGACACCAAGUUCAUCUAGAGCCAUGACGAUCCGUCCGCACCGCACAAUCGUUCCGUCCAUGCGAUACAAAGAGACAUACAUGUUAGACCCUGCCCAUCGUUCUCAAAAAAGAAAAGGAAAACAAAAACACAGAUUCAAACUCGAACCGUACAAACGAACGAUGAAGAAACCGCCAGUCGUUAGGGAGAGUAGCUUUGUGCACACAAAAUCGAAGCAAUUUUGCGGCCCAUGUGCCUUCCGAAAACAUACAAAAUGAAACAAAAGUGUAUUAACGUUUAGUUUCGUAAUCGUAAUUUUAGCCGCUAAGUUUACAGUUUUUAUUUCGCGGUCAGCUCUCAUCGCUCGAGCCCUCUACGGUGCACAGGUGUGGAACCUGUUCGGUUCGAGCACGAGAGCUGGCCCACGUUUCGUUUUAACA